UGCACCCACCCCCAUCACCCCCAUCACAUCACUGAUGAUAUUUUCGGUGGCUGCCGAGCUCCCAGAUGCCUCACUGUUUCUCUAAGGUAAAUUCCGUUGAUUUCAAACACCCUGAGUAUCUGCCUGCAAACUGACUGAUAGAAUCACCAUGCAAGUGCUGGCAAGACAGCUAAGCCCACCGAAGUGGGUAGAAUUCAUUCCAAACACUACUGCAUUAGGAAGAGAGCUGAAGUUGGUAGUGAGUCACCGACGAUCUUAUAGUACUUUGGCUUCUAUCAUUUGGAAACCAGUAAAGAUCGAAUACACCACAAACAAGUUGUGCCAAUGACGGUUUGCAUGGCUUUGAGUUAGAUGCAAAAGUUAGUCCUCUGUAGACUCCCAUUGGCAAAGAUCCUGCAUGACCAAGGCCGUUUGCUCCCCUUCUCUUGGUACGCUGAAUUCCCUCUCCCAUUCUCCGUCCAUGAAGCUGAGUAGAGCUCUGUCCACGCCGUAGAGAUCUGUUCACUCUAGAACUCGGAACCCUCCAGACUCAGGUUGCUUCAAGGGGUAGCCAGGAGGCUCAUUGUGGUGCCAUGGCCUUGGCAGUGGGUUUGGAGGAACACGAAAACCAGCUUGUGCAGUCAGAGGGUUUGUACAAGAGUCACAAUUGUGAGGCUGUCUUUUCUCCUGGACCUGAACAUUGGCUCUGGUUACUGGCAGCCAUCUUAUCACCAUGUGGACUCAGACUGAAGCCAACAGAGGAGAGAGCGGAGCCAGGUUCCGGCACCUUCCUCUGAGCCUUGGAACACGCUGUGCUUUCAGCCGGCUGGCUCUACCCCCUGGACUCUGAGGUUACAGAAGCCAGGCUUGGUCACUUGGCAGGUGCAGGUGCUUAGCUGUACCUUGGAAAAGCCACCACCACCUCUGGGCCUGCCACGAUGUGUCUGCGGCUGUUGCAGCUCCUCCUCCUCUGCCUUUUCUUCCUCCUCACCAGGGGCUCAUUUUGGAAGUCAACACACAGCGAUUUGAACAUCAAUGAGAUCUGCAUCCAGAGCAGCAGGUGCAAGAGCGGGUGCUGCCGCCGGGCGCCCGAAAUCUGCGAGUCGUACUGCAGCAGGAGGGGGUCCGAGGGCCACCUGUGCCACACGCAGAUGUUCUCAGGCCUCUAUAACGAGUGUCCCUGCCAGCUCAACCUGACUUGCGUGUUUCCGAAGAAUCAGAAAUCCUUUCACAUCAUCUACGGCCGUUGUCAGAAGAUGGCAAAAAAGAAGCAGACUAAGAAAGGGUUCUUCUAAUGGCCCACCCAGAAUUGCGGGUUCCCGUCCCUGGCCCCCAGGAUCUCUGCCAACGGGGAGGGAUGGUGCUGUCAUUGAAAUAAAGAGUUCUCAACGUUUGCUGCCCGCAGAGCUGGGGCCUGGGGCUGGGCUGG
Messenger RNA from Oryctolagus cuniculus (rabbit), 1408 nucleotides. Lineage: Eukaryota; Metazoa; Chordata; Mammalia; Lagomorpha; Leporidae. The record is from RefSeq and is a predicted model, not a curated record.